AUGGCAGGCCAAGCGACGUCAGGGCCGGCAAAGCUCCAGGCCGUCAAGGACCUCGUGAAGAAGCUCACUGAGGAUCUCGAGAGCAUCACGUUGCUCCCGUCAGAGCGUGAAGAAGCACUCGAGCAGCUGAAAGUAUAUGGCAGAGACCCGAGGGGUGCCGAUCCCAUUUUCACCCAAGAUGGAAUCACAAUGCUCCUCAAGCACGCAUUUUAUAGCCCUUCCACAAGCACGGCCAAAGCGGCUCUGAGGGUCUUGGCCAACGCCAUGCUCCUGAAGCCUGAGACGAGACAGAUGUUCGUCGACCAGGGUUUCGCCACAAGGGCCUGCAAGGAGCUCAAAGUGGACAACUGGGACAACGAGUUUCUCAUCUCGCGGGUCCUUUUCCUCGCUACCUACGGCACAAAGCUUGGCCUCGACGACCUGAUUGACCAGCAUAGCCUCGCCGACAACAUCAUCGACAACUUAAACCGCCACGCCAAAAUCCUCUCAACCAAGCCAAAAACCAACGUGGAUCCAAUGGAAGAAAUGGCCCUUGGAGAAACGUUGAAGCUCAUGUUCAACGUGUCUCACUUUUGCCAAGAAAAAGCGUCCCUCUUCGUCCCGGCAGUCCCUCAUAUUGUGGUGCUGUUGUGGAAACGGGACAUACCGAACGAAAAGCAGCUCGACCCUCCCUUCGGUCACCUAGUCAAUGCCCUGCUCAAUCUCGACCUAAAAGCCGACAAGAGUCAAUCAUCCUUGUACCCAAAGACUGAACCGACAAGAGUCUGUGCCAGGCUGGUGGCACUACUCGACGGUUCGAUAAAGUCUUACUCGGACAGCGAGCUCGAAACGGUAGUGACCCCUCUGGUCAGCUUGAUCCGCAAAAUCUACGACGGUGCGCCAGAUCCUGUGCAAAAAUACCUGCAAGAUAGCCUUCUUCCGACAGCAAAGGAUCGGGAAGCUGUACUAGGGCGUGGCGAAACCUUGACGGCCAAGCUGCUCAAGAACUCGACAAACCCGAUGGCGCCUGCGUUGCGAGAAGCCAUUUCUCAUCUCCUCUUCGAGCUUUCCAGCAAAGACGCAUCCAAGUUCGUUGAGAACGUUGGUUAUGGCUUUGCGUCCGGGUUCCUUUUCCAGAACAAUGUGCCCAUACCUGCUUCAGCGUCGGAGGCGUUCAGCACGGGAGACACAAGCGGGGCACAGAAACCCGUCAACCCGAUAACAGGGCAAUUCUACGACAAAGAAACGCAUGUGGAAGAGCCGCAAAUGACUCAGGAGGAGAAGGAGCGAGAGGCCGAGCGGCUGUUUGUGCUUUUCGAGCGACUAAAGCGGGCCGGAAUCAGCGUGCAGAACCCCGUCGAGGCAGCCGUUCAAAGUGGCCGCUAUCGAGAGCUAGGUGAUGAUGAGGUAGAGGAACUCGACUGA
Molecule: messenger RNA, 1404 nt
Organism: Purpureocillium lilacinum
Lineage: Eukaryota; Fungi; Ascomycota; Sordariomycetes; Hypocreales; Ophiocordycipitaceae
Source: RefSeq, a predicted model, not a curated record